Pistacia vera is the source of this 1158-nucleotide messenger RNA. RefSeq lists its product as uncharacterized. The transcript has 3 exons. The coding region runs from base 1 to 1158 and encodes 385 amino acids. The record is from RefSeq and is a predicted model, not a curated record. NCBI's taxonomy places the organism in Eukaryota, Viridiplantae, Streptophyta, Magnoliopsida, Sapindales, Anacardiaceae.
AUGAAGGCGCUAAGUGGCUGGGCGAGUUUUCCCUAUCUCUAUGGUGGUCAGAAUCGACCCGCUGAUGCUGGGUACUUCUCUCGCGGUAAUGGUUGGAACCAUCAUGCCGACGAUAGUGGGAAUCUGCAUGCCUGGCACUUUGACGGGCAUGCCCCUAUGACAUGCCAUGGGCUUGCUCUUGGUGCGAAAUACUGCCAAGUCGCUGAGCCACAAGUUUCUUCCCUUACUCGCGACCAGUAUUCGCAUGCCCCUUUGAGCUUUUCUACCAUUGCUCUUUUGCACUAUAGUGUGCGUGGGCAAGGACUUUCAUUUCGUGGUAAUAAUGAAUCUUAUGAUUCAAGCAACCAAGGGAAUUUUCUCGAGCUUCUACGAUUUCUUGUUAAUCAUAAUGAAGAUUACAAUGCUGUAGCUUUCAAGAAUGCUCUUGAUAAUGUCAAAUUUUCAUCACUUGAGAUACAAAAAGACAUUGUAAGUGCUGUUUCAAAUGAAACCGUAAGUGUUAUCAUUAGAGAUUUAGGAGGUUCAUUAUUCGAUAUAAUGAUUGAUGACUCUCGUGAUAUCUCUAGGAAGAAACAAAUGGCUAUUGUCUUACAUUAUGUUAACAAGAAUGGACUUGUGGAGCACUUUCUAGCGAUUGUGGUUAAUAUUAUCAAUGUUCUGUCAAAGCGUUGCAAUAUUCGUAGAGAUAAGCAAGUUUAUAAAGUUAUUGAAGUUCUUUCUAGUGGUGAACUUUCAAGUGGAAAAGAUCUCAAUCAAGAGACUAAUAUGCAACGUGCCAAUGAUACGUGUUGGGGCUCGCAUUAUGGUACGUUAAUGAGCAUAACCUUGAUGUUUUCAUCCAUUAUUGAUGUUCUUGAAAUUGUGGCAAAAGAUGAGUCAAACUCUGAGCAAAGAUUUCAUGCAAAAAACAUAUUGAAACUGAUGCAAUCAUUAGACUUUGUGUUUACUCAAUUUUUGAUGAAAGGUAUAAUUGGCUUUACAACUGAACUUUCUCAAACACUACAAAGAAAAGAUGAUAUUGUAAAUACUAUGAUUUUGGUUGAAGCAUGUAAGCAAGCUUUACAAUUGAUGAGGGAUAGUGGAUGGGAGACUUUAUUAAGCAAAGUUUGUUCUUUUUGUGCCAAUCAUGACAUCAAUGUUUCUAAUAUGGAUGAUUAG